AUGAAGCUUUUCGUGCGGAAUUUGGUUGUUUGCGAAGACAAUAGUGUAAAAGUCGCUCUAUGUUGAAAGAGAACCUCGUCUUUCGGAUUGAGUCCUUAUUGGAACAAGAAAUACCGAAAAUUGCUUAUUUUUCUUUUCAAAGACCAAGAACAAGUUUCUUUUUAGCUGGAACUUCGUUUUUCAUCCAAGAAAGUCUUCAUCGGUUAAAUCAUCUUGAACGGCUAAUUAUUUCAAGACCUCAUUUCUUAUAAAAUCUAACUAGGGGACGUUUUUUACUUCGCAGCUUCAUAAAUCGAAAACGAGAUCUAUUGCGUGAAGAUUUUUACUUAUUCUGAAGUAAGGAGUACCUAAAGUACACUUCAGUAUCAUUGAAAAUUCAAUCGGGGGCUCAAAAAAGCCAAAUAUGUAGAUGUCAUUUCCGAUUCAACGGGAAGUUCUAUUUUAUAAGAGUAGAUCAAAAUGAGAUAUCAUUAUUCAUUGUAAAUAUUCGUUUUUUUUUCAAUUCGAACACCAUAAAAAGACGUACUUUUCGCUUCUAUAUCCUUAAAAUGAGCAACGGACUUGGAUUAAUGCUGACUUAUAAGAGAGAAUGGGAAUAAGUAAGUUCAUAACCACGUAAAAGAAAAAAUAAUUGAUUGGAAGAGAGAUCAGAUUAGGCAAAUCAACGUGUCGAGUUCAGUCUAGAAGAAGGUAUUUACCGCUUUUCUUCUACCGGGAGUAGGAUGGCCACUCAAACAAGAGGAUCCGAAUGUAAGGACUUUCAUUAUUUUUUGAAAGAUGAUAUCUUAUUGAUGGCUUGAACCUUCUUCUAAGGAUCAAGCCAUCAAUAAGUUUUUUCUUGGAUAGCUGUCCUUGAAAAGAAGCCCUGAGAUUUUAAAAUUCUGUUAGAAGGAAAAACUUUCGUAGUUUCCUAGCACAUAAAAGGGUUUAUUAACAGUACCGUCGCUCAAGUGAACACUUGGAAAAUACACUCAAGAUAAAGCUUGAGUAGCCACUUAAGCAUCAUAGCCUUUUUGAAGGAGUAUCGAAAUUGUUUGCUCUUUUUGUAAGCGCAAUUAAAGAUGUCUUGCUUGAAUUGAGACUGAAAAAGGGUCCUGCAGCGAAUUUGAUAAUUACUGUAUAUUGAGGCCGACUCAAAGGUUGGGAAAAAAAAGAAGGUUCCAUUAGGAACCAUUCAUUUACCUGUCUAGCCAGCCACGUCGUUCGCCCCCAAACCAUCUAUCCUCCUUUAAUCUUUUUCAUUUACUUUCAAUCAUCCAUAUUUAUUUUUUUGAUUUGAUUUUAAUGCUUUAUCUUCAUAAUUUUUUUCGCGGAAUAUUUCUUAUAAAGGUUUAAUUACCCAAGUUUGAGGUUGAAAGGGACGUGCUGCGACCCACUCAACACUCAUCCAAAGAAGACCCGCGUGGCAGGCUAGAAGUCGCCCACCAGGGAGCGGCAACGAAAAGAGUCAGUUUCUACAUUUUUCUCGAACUCAAGAGAAAUUCAGUAGGCAUCCAUUUUGACUCUUUUUAUCAUCCUACUCAUCUAGCUACGACAUAACCAUUCAUUCCCUUUUCACUGUAUACUUUGUUCAUCACCUGACUCAAUAUAUAUUUAUUCCUUUUUUGCAGUAA
Molecule: messenger RNA, 1613 nt
Organism: Caenorhabditis auriculariae
Lineage: Eukaryota; Metazoa; Nematoda; Chromadorea; Rhabditida; Rhabditidae
Source: the annotation of a GenBank genome assembly